AGGUGCUCGGCUCGCAUAGCAUGGCACGCGCAGCAGCAGACGCUUCCUCUUCGUGGUGAGCCGUCAGUCAUUACCACAGCUGAGAUCUGUUCAUUAAAAAUUGCCGUCAGCUGUUAACAAUGGCAUCGUACUUCGAUGAGCACGACUGCGAGCCGUUGGGCCCAGGACAGCAACCAGACCACCUGCUUCAUCUGGCAAGAUUGCUAAUUGAUGGUGGAUUCGGAGCCAGAUUUGAUAUGGAGUACCAUAGGAUAUUUCCCGACCAGCCGCACAAGCCGCCAGCGUCCAAGCAAGCAAUUAAGUCGCUCAAACGGGCCCCUGUUGACGAAACAGGUAAAAAAUGCCCUGUUUGCUUGAAGGAGUUUGGCCAUGAAGAAGUUGUGACGGAGCUGCCCUGCUGCCACUACUUCCAUGAUGAUUGCAUACUUCCAUGGCUGAAAUUGGUGCUGUGUACACACGAUUGUGUACACCAAGAUAGUCCCCAUCAACAGCAAAAGCACUGAUGAAACUAAUGAUAUUUAAAACGUGUAGCACACAACUUUAAGUGGAAUUGUCCUGCAAUAUUGAAUAACACGUGCAAGAUCUUUUAGCAAAAUGAGUGGGAAGGUGUUUUUACUCGGUGUCAGUAUGUUGUACGGAGCGGGUUCACUUUCAUUGUUUUUCGCAAUGUCAUGCACCAGGCAUAAUUUUCAAGUGGCUGGAUAAGUGCUUUUCAAGCUUUUCAAAAUACAAAAUAGUCAAUGUUCUCACAUUUGAUGUUCCUGUAGCGAGCUUUCACAUGGAGUCCACAUUCUGUAAGCUUGACAAAACUCGCUGAAGUGACAAUUCUUAAUCUUUCCUGCAGCUGUAUGUUUUCUAUGAUUCUUAAGAUGCAAGAAAUGUGGUGAAAGUAAGUUUUCAACCAGCAGGAUAAAGUGCCGUCUAAAAGGGUUAAAGGAUUCAGGCACUAAAUCAAUAUUCUGCUUCCAACAGUCACUAUAAUUUGGCUUUCUCUCUCAAGUGCAAUACAUUUUAUUAAGAUCAGUCCAGUGGUUUUCUUGGAAAAGCAUUUCUGCAUGCAUUUGAAUAGGAGACAUCGGAGUUGGGCCCGAGCUAAAGCUUCUUCUUGAGGCUUUUGAAGGAAUAUGUUACCUUUUCAUGCUGGUAGCUUUGCUUACUAGCAUUGUGCACGCAUUGAUGAAUAGUUUUUGACAGUUGGUUCUUCGCGUUGAAAUUCUGUUCUAGCACGGUAAUCCUGGUGUCAUACAGCGCAUUUUCGAUUGCGAUUGGCUCCUUUAAGCUAGGGAGCCGAUUGCAAUUGAGAAUUUCAAUCUGGAUCAGCCGUGAUCGUGACUGAAAGUAGCCGUGUGACACCAGUAUAACUUAUUCCCACUGUUCUAACCACAAAUCACAUUUUAUGUGCUAGAAUUCGAAUUAGAUUGCCUAGCCACCUGAAGAAUAAGAAUUACUUGUCUGUCCACACUUGAAAGACUAACAUCCAUUGCCGAAGAAUGCACCUGGCAGCCAAUCUUGCAUGCUUUCAUAAGUGUCAACUAUAUAACAAGCUCUUUUAACACUACUAAACUAUCAAUGUGGAUUUCAGUUGUCCACCAUAUACACGCUGCUCAUGUAUGGCUCGUAAUAUUGGCAUUGAAAGUGUACUGGGUGCAAUCUGUGAAAUGCCUCAAUUUCCACCAGUUCCGAGCACACUGUCUGGUAGUUGUAUUUUCAACGUGUGAUGGAAUUGUGCAGCUAGCAUGAUAGUCCAUUGUUUGACAGGCCGUAGGUCCUAAUUACGUGGAAACGGCUUUUUCACAGAAUCCACACCCUGUAAACUUUUAAAGUCCCCUGUUCAGUCAAGCAUUCUUUAGUGGAGGGCCCUGCAUUCACUUUUUCAUCUGCACCUAUUCACCACCUCGAGAACAAUUUGUUGUUCGUUGCUAGUGUGGUUACUGGGCCAAAAAAUGUUCAGCUUUAUUUUUUUUUACCACAUCCGUUUAGCAAAUGUGGUCAUGUAGAUGCACGGUAGCCCAGUGGCAUUGCCGAGCUCAAGGUCGCGGGCUUGCUCCCAGCCGCGGCAGCCACAUUCCGAUGGAGACAAAAUGCACAAACACUGGUGUAACAUGCACUGGGUGCAUGAGCAAAAUUUAUUUAGACAUGAGUAAACAGUGCCUCCAACAGAUGGAAAGUCGGUGGAAUCUUGUCACUGGCAGAGAACGAUACCAAG
Dermacentor andersoni is the source of this 2206-nucleotide messenger RNA. RefSeq names its product E3 ubiquitin-protein ligase RNF181-like. NCBI's taxonomy places the organism in Eukaryota, Metazoa, Arthropoda, Arachnida, Ixodida, Ixodidae. Gene Ontology annotation, cellular component: cytoplasm; nucleus. The record is from RefSeq and is a predicted model, not a curated record. Gene Ontology annotation, molecular function: ubiquitin protein ligase activity. Gene Ontology annotation, biological process: ubiquitin-dependent protein catabolic process; protein ubiquitination.